Molecule: messenger RNA, 440 nt
Organism: Paramecium tetraurelia
Lineage: Eukaryota; Ciliophora; Oligohymenophorea; Peniculida; Parameciidae
Exons: 3
Biological process (GO): translation; maturation of LSU-rRNA from tricistronic rRNA transcript (SSU-rRNA, 5.8S rRNA, LSU-rRNA)
Cellular component (GO): cytosolic large ribosomal subunit; ribosome
Molecular function (GO): structural constituent of ribosome; mRNA binding
Source: RefSeq, a predicted model, not a curated record
CUUUUAUUUAAAUAAUGUCCUAAAAGUUCAAGGUUAGAAAGCUCAGAGAAUAAAAGCCUGAAGAUCUCCUCAAGGACUUAGAAAAGCUUAAGGGUGAAUUAAUUUAAUUGAGAACAGUGAAAGUAUCAGCAGGUAAUGCCUAAAAACUUGGCAGAAUUGGACUUGUUAGAAAGCGAAUUGCUAAAUAUUUGACAGUCAUAAAUGAAUAAAGAAGAAAUUAAGUCAAAAGUGCUACUAAAUCAAGUGGCAAACUUCCUGUUGAUCUUAGAGGCAAGAAAACAAGAGCAAUUAGAUAAAGACUUACAAGAAGCGAAAAAGCUUAAAAAACAUAGAGAUAAUGGAAGAGACUCAACAAUUUCCCAUUAAGAAAGUUUGCUUUGAAGGAAUGAUUCAAUUAUAUUAAAAUCAGUACAAUAUUGACAUGGCAAUAUGUAAAUAAU